Parascedosporium putredinis is the source of this 1629-nucleotide messenger RNA. The record is from the annotation of a GenBank genome assembly. Lineage: Eukaryota; Fungi; Ascomycota; Sordariomycetes; Microascales; Microascaceae.
AUGUACAUCCGCCGCUUCUCCGUCGCCCUCGUCUCCACCCUCGUCGGCUACGGCGCCUGGUACAGCUACAAGGGCGGCAACGAAACCUCGCCCGCCUCCGCCGCCUCCCUGACGAGGAGCUUCUCCAGCAGCUCCACCGCCGCCGCCGACGCCGCACUACCCACUAGGACUGUUCUCGUCAUCGGUGCCGACGAACUCAGGACCGGCACCAUUGUCGGCGACGGACCCCUCACCAAGUACAGCAACGAGUAUGGGAGGCAGGUCAUCGAGAUGUUGAGCUCAGACCAGGUCGACGACAAGCUGCGCGAGACCGAGCAGUCGUACUUUGUCAACAGGGGCCAGGGCGUCGUCCGCUACGACCUCGUCCAGCUGCCCAGCAACAACCCCAUCGAGGACGACCACGCCGAGAAGAUUGUCGAGGUCCCCAGCCGUUCUAGCGGCAAGGAUGUCGGCCCUACGGAUUGGAUGUUUUGGGGCGUCUUUGACGGCCACUCUGGUUGGGUCACCUCGGCCAAGCUUCGCAACGAGCUGAUCCAGUUCGUCGCCCGCGAGCUCAACGACACCUACAUCGCCGCCAACGGCAAGAUCCCCGACGACGCCGCCAUCGACGCCGCCAUCAAGACGGGCUUCACCCGCCUCGACGACGAAAUCGUCCACAAGAGCGUCGAAAAGGUCUUCAAGCAAAACUCCAAGACCCUCGCCGCCGAGGCCCUCGCCCCCGCCCUCGCCGGCUCCUGCGCCCUGCUGUCCUUUUACGACGCCCGCUCCCAGCAGCUCCGCGUCGCCGUCACCGGCGACUCCCGCGCCGUGCUCGGCCGCCGCUCCGACUCGGGCAAGUGGACCGCCACCGCCCUCUCCGUCGACCAGACCGGCAGCAACCCCGAGGAAGAGGCCCGCAUGCGCGCCCUCCACCCCGACGAGCCCCACGUCAUCCAGCACGGUCGCGUGCUCGGCGGCCUCGAGCCCACCCGCGCCUUUGGCGACGCCUCCUACAAGUGGACCCGCGAAGUCACCGACCGCCUCAAGAAGCACUUCUUCGCCCGUUCCUCCAACCGCCUCCUCACCCCGCCCUACGUCACCGCCGAGCCCGUUGUCACCACCACCCAGAUCCGCCCCGACAAGGGCGACUUCCUCGUCCUCGCCACCGACGGCCUCUGGGAGAUGCUUACCAACGACGAGGUCGUCGGCCUCGUCGGCCGCUGGAUCGAGACCCAGCAGGCCCAGACCGCCUCCACCUCCCAGUUCGACUCCCUCUGGGCCCGCAUCUUUGGCUCCUCCUCCUCCUCCCCCAAGGACCUCCCCGUCGAGCGCGGUCCCGCCCCCACCGCCGACGACGGCUCCAAGACCCCCAUCCGCCUUCGUCAGUGGGGCAUCUCCCCCGACGACAAGGGCCGCUUCAUCACCAAGGACAACAACGUCGCUACCCACAUUGUCCGCAACGCUCUCGGCGGCAAGAACGAGGAGCAGCUCUCGGCUCUCUUGACCCUCCCCUCUCCCUUUUCCAGGCGUUAUCGUGACGACUUGACCGUGCAAGUCAUCUUCUUCGGCGACGGCGAAAAGACGGGCGAGGUCACCCUCAACCUCGACGCCACCGCCAAGUCCAACGAACCCCUCAAGGCCAAGCUCUAA